Molecule: messenger RNA, 2169 nt
Organism: Symbiodinium pilosum
Lineage: Eukaryota; Dinophyceae; Suessiales; Symbiodiniaceae
Source: the annotation of a GenBank genome assembly
AUGCCGGAUUUGACAAGCAGUGCGAAGGAAUCAUUGGACUUCGGGCUCUUCACAUCCUAUCCGCGACCGGGACGUCUUUUCUUCCAAUGCGUCCCCGUCUUUUGGGUGACUCUGAUCGGAAUGUGGCCUGAGCUGCUCUCUAGCUUUCUACAGAUGAUUCGAUGCCGAGCAAUACCCGAAGAUGAUCCCUCCACAGGCCUACAAAUCAUGAAGCAACGCCUGCGCUCCCAUCCAGAGGUCGUGUGUUGGGGAAGCGACCAUUUCUUGUUGGCUUUGAUCGCCUGCAUUGGCCUUGGUGUGUGGUGCCUGGGAGUUCCCAUCUUGCUCUUCAUCCGGAUCUACUGCCUGCGAGAUCGGCAAAGUCCGGAGAACUACCGAAAGUACGGGUACUUCAUACAGGGCUUCGAGCCUGGAUUUUGGUGGUGGGACAUCGUUGUCAAGCGGAUUGACAUCGGCCUCAUGAAUGUCAUCACAUACACAAACCUCGCGAACGAUGAGAAAGCCAAGCUGCUCCUCUUUCCUUUCAUGUCCGGAGUUCAGCUGGCGCUGUGCGCUUGGUGCAGGCCGUUCACGAACAGCCAGGCUGAAAUUCUGGAUUUUCUGGAAAUGUGUUUGUUGAGCUUUCGCUUCAUCCUCUUCAGUAUGGUUGCCGUGAUGUUGAUCUUCAACCCUUCGGCGGAGAUGACUUGGGUUCUUGCUGGUCUACUGGUCUUUCUGCUCUCAAUGGUGUGCGGGUACUUCGCGCUGCACGUCGCGGCCCAGUUUCUGAGAACGGCAGGGAAGGAUGAGGACAGCGAGGAAGAGGAGCUUCAAGUCGGCACGUCUCCGACAUCAACGACAACAAAAUCAAGGAGACGAAAGCAGAACUGUCUCAUGCGACUACUAGGCCGCUUCAAGACAUGGGCAUUGAACACCGCCGCCUUCUUCUUACAGGAGUCUGAUGAUGAGAAGUACGUUGUUGCGUGGUCGGUCUACAAGCCCAAUGUGGAGUUAGUGUGUGCGGGGGGUGAGAGACGCUCUUCUUCCGGAUUCAGGGCAAGACUGGUUGCGUAUGCAAAAGCAGCUCGUGCUUCAAUUCUGCGGUUUGGCUCCGGUGUUCAGCGUCAAGUGCUCGUGAAGGCCUACUCAGAGUUUUCGAUCCUCUGGUUGGAUGAAUUCGGCCAGCCAUACCUGCCAGCAGAAGCUGUCCAAAUUCUAUGCGCUCUCUCCACCACGGCUAGACGUGUUCCAGCAAAGACCCCUAAAGAAGGUGUGUAUUACAAGUGGAAGCAAGAGGUGAUAACUCUGCUGGAGUACGCCACCGACCUAGAUCAUAUUUGGCACGUGAAUCCUGAUGAUAUCUUGGAAGUCACGCAGCGCUUGGGCAAGCUUGGCGAAACAGAAGCUGUUCGUCUAGUAGAAGCCAUCCAGGGGCUGCUCCGCACCCAAAAGCUGAAACGACCAGCAGAAAAGCUGCAACUCAAGGAUGAUGACGUUGCGCCAGCUCUGAGCAUGGAAGAUCUUGGCGACGAAGGCCUGGAAGAGGCUUGCAAGAUUGUGCCACGCGAGAAGGGAAAUGACACAAAUGAUGUCCAAAUGGUUGCUGUGAAGGAGCAGGCUGCGCAGACCACUGCAAGCGCUCGCGUCAAACGCCCGAGCCAUGCGCUCCAGAACCUGGCAGACGCGCCUGCAGGAGACGAGCGGUCGCAGCCGCUGGCGGAGAGCUCUGUGGAUCCGACGAAUUCCGCGUCCACAGAAGCUCCAGGAGCCAAAGAGCCAGAGCCGCCAAAGCCAGUCAGAAAGGUCGUUGCGAGUGUGCCGCCGCCAAACAUAAAUUUGAAGGAGGUCAGGAAGAUGUCGCCAAGGACCUCCAGUGCAGUGGUCAACGCCCCCAAAAAGGCAGUCCAUGUGCCCCGGGUUGUUUCACUGGGAGCUCCGACUCCGCAGACAAAUCCGGCCGUGGCAGCGAGCCCGGAUCCGGUUGCCAGCCCGACCUCGGGCCCAAAAAUGGCGGCCAGCACGAAACCAGUGCCUGGCCCAAAGCCUGCAGCGAAAGUUGCAGCCGCGGCUCGCCCAGGAGCCAAGCCAACGGCCACAAGGCUUGUGCCCGCAGCUGCAACUGGCGAUGCGCCAGCUGCUCGGGCCGAGUCCGAUUCGCCUUCCGAAUCUGAGUCCGAGUCCAGUGAAUAG